Messenger RNA from Mucor mucedo, 1598 nucleotides. RefSeq lists its product as uncharacterized. NCBI's taxonomy places the organism in Eukaryota, Fungi, Mucoromycota, Mucoromycetes, Mucorales, Mucoraceae. The record is from RefSeq and is a predicted model, not a curated record. The transcript has a single exon. Bases 134 to 1453 code for a protein of 439 amino acids.
AACCUGGUGGAAUGUUUCAGAACUCUAUCAAUAUUUAUUUUCUUUGUCUAUAAAAACCCUUCAAAAAAAAUAAUCAAUUUCUUUCUUUCUUUUUCUCUUUCAUCUUUCAAAUAUUUUUAAAAAAAAAGCCAGGAUGAGUAAAUUGAAUGGUUUUGAAGUAACAGUACAAAAGUGUAUUGAAGACCUUCAAAGUAUGUUCAAGGACUAUAACAACUCUAUUGGUUCUAAUGUGGUAACUGCGCUUAGUCCGCCUCAAUAUGAUACAAGCGACGAUUCAACUACAUCAUCUCCAUGUGAGGAGUUCCAUCCAAGAAGAGACUUUCUUUAUUCUGGUGAUCAUGGUACACAGGCUGAUAGCACGAAGCAAAUUACUCAACCAGUUUAUGCUGCCGCAGUAACAAAUUCUAGAGAUCCAAGGCUAGUCGCACAAAGAAGAUCGAUACCAGGUACGUCUAGGCCGACUGUAGGCCCUGUCAAAAGUGACAGAUCAUUGAAUAGUAAUGUUCAUGUUAGUAAUAGACCAGUUGCAAGAGCAACUGAUUUUAGUUUACCUGACAUUAAGUUUGAUGGCUCUGUUCACUUUGAUAAGCAACAGUCGAUCUCUGUCCCCAACUCUCAAAUAUUAUCAGAAGGGUUACUUGUUGACAAGUUUAUCGAAGACUUUGAAACACAACUCAAGCUCUCAAGGUUAGAUCUUGAUCACAACUGGUUUGACCUUUUGGAAACCCGUUUUAAACAAGUGAGAGACUCACGUUUAAACUUGUACUUGUGGUUUAAAAGAAGACUUCAUGAAGGACUAUCCUGGCAAAAUGCUAAAUAUCUAAUUAGAUAUAAUUUCGGCUUUCAUUCCUCCAACUCUUUAGCACUACUUAAAAAGCAGUUUUUAAGUUUAAAGCAAUACCCUCAAGAACAUUUUAAUGAUUUUUAUUUGAGGUUCUCUCCAUAUGCCUUUUCGUGUCACAUAGCAAAUAUCUUUUCUGAAAAAGAAGAUUCUAUUGUUUAUGUUUUCCUUAGUGUCAUUAUUAAUAGUAGCAUUCUAGACCAUCUAUUCAAGGCCCUCCGCAACUUACAAAAUCAAAAAUAUGAAAAUCGUUCUCUUUCUCGACCCGAAAAUCAUUCUGUCAAUACCUGUAUUAAAUCAUUAUCAAUGGUCCCAUCAUCAUGGUUGGAAUUCGAUCAACUUAUCAUAAAACCUAAUAUGACAUAUUUGAUUUUGCUUGAUACCAAACCAUCCCUAAAGUCUAAUAAAAACAAGCAUGUUGCUGAUGAAACACAGUUAGCUGCGCAGAGAACAAGAACAAAGGUCAAGAUCAGCAAGAUAUCUACAAUACCAACAAAAAGUCGACCCGAAUUAAAAAAGUCAAUCAAAGCUGCAUUAGUAAAUAACUAUGGAAAUUCAAGCAGUGUUAAUAAGAACCGUGUACUCUUCUCAGAUAAGAAGGAUUUCUUUUAAACUCUAACUCAGAGUGUCUCCCAUUAUGUAUAUCUUUCUCUCACACCAGUUGUGUCACAAUACCCUUUCCCCCACUGUUUAUAUCACAAAAAUUUCAAAUAAAACAAACAUUUGUCUUGAAAUGACAUAUUAACUGAUAACCUAA